AUGGCCUGGGCCAUCCACGCGCUGGUCGGCCUGCUGGGCACCGGCUCCUGGGCGGCCAUCAACGGCGUGUGGGUGGAGCUCCCGCUGCUGGUGCCCAGCGCCCCCGAGGGCUGGCUCCUGCCCUCCUGCCUGACCGUCAUCAUCCAGCUGGCCAACGUGGGGCCGCUGGCCGUCACGCUGGCACACCGCCUCCGCCCCGGGUGGCUAGACGAGGUGGGGGCCAUCUACGCCCUCCUCGGCCUCGGGGGCCUGGCCUGCCUGCUGCUGGCCUUCCUCUGGCAGCAGACCAGCGUGGUGGGGGGCCACCCGCGCAGCACCGCCCUCCUCGCCCUGCUCUUCUUCCUGGCCCUGGUGGACUGCACCUCCUCCGUCACCUUCCUGCCCUACAUGCGGCGGCUGCCGCCCCAGUUCCUCACCACCUACUUCAUCGGGGAGGGGCUGAGCGGGCUGCUGCCGGGGCUGGUGGCCCUGGGGCAGGGCGCCGGUGCCCUCCGCUGCGUGAACGGCAGCCGGGCGGGCAAUGACACCGGCACCAGCCUGCGGGCGGAGUAUCUGGAGGCCCGCUUCUCCGUCCGCGCCUUCUUCCUCUUCCUCGGCGGCAUGAUGGCCACCUCCCUGGCCGCCUUCGUCCUCCUCAACGUCCUGCCGGCGGCCCGGCGGGAGCGAGCGCAGGAGGCACCCCAGGGGCAGCCACGCGUGGAGGGGGCGGGAGGCGCGCCCCCCGCAGUGGAAGAGCAGCCCAUGAUGGGGCCGGCCCCCGAGCCACGCAAGGGCCGCCCCCUCGGCCGCCCCACCUAUUCCUGGCCCCAGAUGGGCUUCGUGUUCAGCCUGCUGGCCUGGGUGAACGGCCUCACCAACGGCGUGCUCCCGGCGGUACAGUCCUACUCCUGCCUGCCCUACGGCGCCCCCGCCUACCACCUCUCUGCCACGCUGGCCGCCCUGGCCAACCCACUAGCCUGCUUUCUCGGCAUGUUCCUGCCCAACAGGUCCCUGCUGCUCCUGGGCGGCCUGUCCUUGGCCGGGAGCCUCUUUGCUAGCUACCUGCUGGCCACGGCCGCGCUCAGCCCCUGUCCGCCGCUGGUGCACAGUCCCGUCGGGGCCGGCCUCGUUGUCGUGUGCUGGGUCCUCUUCGUGGGCCUCCUCUCCUACGUAAAGCUGAUGAUCGGGGUGAUCCUGCGCGACGAGGGCCACAGCGCCCUGGUCUGGUGCGGGGCCGUGGUGCAGCUCGGCUCCAUGGUGGGGGCGCUCACCAUGUUCCCGCUGGUCAGCGUCUACAGCCUGUUCCGCUCCGGGGACGCCUGCAACACCCGCUGCCCCGGCUAG
Varanus komodoensis (Komodo dragon) is the source of this 1323-nucleotide messenger RNA. RefSeq names its product riboflavin transporter 2-like. The transcript is spliced from 3 exons. Gene Ontology annotation, cellular component: plasma membrane. Gene Ontology annotation, biological process: riboflavin transport. The record is from RefSeq and is a predicted model, not a curated record. Gene Ontology annotation, molecular function: riboflavin transmembrane transporter activity. Lineage: Eukaryota; Metazoa; Chordata; Lepidosauria; Squamata; Varanidae. The coding region runs from base 1 to 1323 and encodes 440 amino acids.